GUUCCCACGUCGGGGCGAGGAGCCCACGGGUGACCCCGGGCUGUGGGCACGGCCCCGUCAGUCUCCGCGCUGACUGACAUUUGCUUUACCCAGGUUCCCACGUCGGGGCGAGGAGCCCACGGGUGACCCCGGGCUGUGGGCACGGCCCCGUGGCCGGGGGCGAAGAUGCCGUACCUGGGCUCCGAGGACGUGGUGAAGGAGCUCAAGAAGGCUCUGUGCAACCCUCACGUCCAGGCCGACAGGCUGCGCUACCGGAAUGUCAUCCAGCGAGUGAUUAGGCACAUGACUCAGGGCUUGGACAUGUCUGGUGUUUUCAUGGAAAUGGUGAAGGCCAGUGCCACUGUAGAUAUUGUUCAGAAGAAGUUGGUUUAUCUGUACAUGUGCACAUAUGCCCCCCUUAAACCAGACCUGGCUCUCCUAGCCAUCAACACACUGUGCAAAGAUUGUUCAGACCCCAACCCGAUGGUGCGAGGGUUGGCGCUGCGGAGCAUGUGUAGCCUCAGGAUGCCGGGUGUGCAGGAGUAUAUCCAACAACCUAUUCUCAACGGUCUUCGGGAUAAGGCUUCCUACGUCAGGCGAGUAGCUGUCCUUGGUUGUGCCAAGAUGCAUAAUCUUCAUGAAGAUUCUGAAGUGGAUGGUGCCCUGGUAAAUGAAUUAUAUAGUUUGCUGCGUGACCAGGAUCCAAUUGUGGUUGUGAACUGCCUGAGGUCUCUAGAGGAAAUUCUGAAGCAGGAAGGAGGUGUUGUCAUCAAUAAGCCCAUCGCUCACCACCUGUUAAAUCGAAUGUCAAAAUUGGACCAAUGGGGCCAGGCUGAAGUCUUGAACUUUCUGCUCCGCUACCAACCCCGCAGCGACGAGGAACUAUUUGACAUUCUCAACCUGUUGGACAGCUUCCUCAAGAGCAGUAGCCCAGGUGUGGUGAUGGGGGCCACCAAACUCUUUCUGAUCUUGGCAAAAAAAUUCCCCCACGUACAAACUGACGUGCUAGUGCGAGUCAAGGGGGCUUUGCUGGCAGCCUGCUCUUCAGAGAGCCGUGAGCUCUGCUUUGCUGCCCUCUGUCACGUGCGGCAGAUCUUGCAUAGUUUGCCAGGUCACUUUAGCAGCCACUACAAAAAAUUUUUUUGCUCCUACUCGGAGCCCCACUACAUCAAGCUACAGAAGGUGGAAGUGCUCUGUGAGCUGGUGAAUGACGAGAACGUGCAGCAGGUGCUGGAAGAGCUUCGAGGCUACUGCACUGACGUUUCUGCUGACUUUGCACAGGCGGCCAUCUUUGCCAUAGGUGGUAUUGCCAGGACCUACACAGAGCAAUGUGUACAGAUUCUCACAGAGUUGCUAGGGCUUCGGCAAGAGCACAUUACCACAGUGGUGGUGCAAACUUUCCGAGACCUGGUUUGGUUGUGUCCUCAGUGUACAGAAGCUGUGUGUCAAGCCCUGCCUGGCUGUGAGGAGAACAUUGAAGACAGUGAGGGAAAACAGGCGCUUAUUUGGCUACUGGGUGUCCACGGGGAAAGAAUUCCCAAUGCUCCUUAUGUGUUGGAAGACUUUGUAGAGAACGUGAAGUCGGAGACUUUUCCGGCUGUCAAGAUGGAGCUCCUCACUGCGCUGUUGCGCCUGUUCCUCUCCCGGCCUGCCGAGUGCCAGGACACCCUGGGGCGGCUGCUGUAUUACUGCAUAGAGGAAGAAAAAGAUAUGGCUGUACGGGACAGAGGUCUCUUCUAUUAUCGCCUCCUCUUAGCUGGCGUUGAUGAAGUUAAGCGAGUCCUGUGUAGCCCUAAAUCUGACCCUUCUCUUGGACUUUUGGAGGACCAGGCGGAAAGGCCUGUGAAUAACUGGGCUUCAGACUUCAACACUCUGGUGCCAGUGUAUGGCAAAGCCCGCUGGGCAACCAUCUCUAAAUGCCCGGGGGCAGAGCGCUGUGGCCCGGAGCUUCUCAACACUGCAUCCUUUGCCACGUCAGGACCCCUGAUCCCAGAAGAGAACAAGGAGAAAGUACAAGAACUCCCUGAUUCUGCAGCCCUCAUGCUAGUCCCGGACCGCCAGCUUACUGCAGAACAUUUUGAGAAAACUUGGCUUAGCCUCGAAGUCGCUCACCAGCAGGUGUUCCCGUGGCAGGGAGCAGUCCACCGUGACACCCUCCAGAUGGCCCUGCAAGUGGUGAACAUCCAGACCAUCGCGAUGAGCAGGGCUGGGGCGCGGCCAUGGAAAGCCUACCUCAGCGCACAGGACGAUACCGGUUGUCUGUUCCUCACAGAGCUGCUGUCGGACCCUGAGCGCUUAGAAAUGCAGGUCUCCGUGAAACAAAGCGAGGCGAGGCCUGAGACACUCGACAGUUUUAUUUCUGUGUUAGAAACUGUGAUCGGAACAGUUGGAGACAUCAAAUCAUAGCAAGUUCUUG
This is a messenger RNA of Talpa occidentalis (Iberian mole), 2395 nucleotides long. It is a transcript of the gene AP4B1, whose product is annotated as adaptor related protein complex 4 subunit beta 1. Gene Ontology annotation, cellular component: clathrin adaptor complex; membrane coat. Lineage: Eukaryota; Metazoa; Chordata; Mammalia; Eulipotyphla; Talpidae. Gene Ontology annotation, molecular function: clathrin binding. The record is from RefSeq and is a predicted model, not a curated record. Bases 166 to 2385 code for a protein of 739 amino acids. The transcript has 10 exons. Gene Ontology annotation, biological process: intracellular protein transport; vesicle-mediated transport.